Molecule: messenger RNA, 2210 nt
Organism: Suricata suricatta (meerkat)
Lineage: Eukaryota; Metazoa; Chordata; Mammalia; Carnivora; Herpestidae
Gene: SCARB1
Product: scavenger receptor class B member 1
Exons: 12
Coding region: 10-1536 (508 amino acids)
Biological process (GO): cholesterol import; recognition of apoptotic cell; plasma lipoprotein particle clearance
Cellular component (GO): cytoplasm; caveola
Molecular function (GO): scavenger receptor activity; lipid binding; low-density lipoprotein particle binding
Source: RefSeq, a predicted model, not a curated record
ACUCCCGCCAUGUCCUUGGGCCUUUCUUGGAACGUGCGCAUCGACCCCUCCAGCCUGUCGUUCAACAUGUGGAAGGAGAUCCCCGUGCCCUUCUUCCUGUCCGUCUACUUCUUCGACGUCAUCAACCCCAGCGCCAUCCUCUUGGGCGAGAAGCCGCAGGUGCGGGAGCGUGGGCCCUACGUGUACAGGGAGUUCAGGCACAAGGACAACAUCACCUUCAACGACAAUGACACCGUGUCGUUCCUGGAGCACCGCAGUUUCCAGUUCCAGCCCGACCGUUCCCGCGGCCUGGAGAGCGACUACAUCGUCAUGCCCAACAUCCUGGUCUUGGGCGCGGCGAUGAUGAUGGAGAACAAGCCCAUGAGCAUGAAGCUGGUCAUGACCUUGGCCUUCAGCACCCUGGGAGAGCGCGCCUUCAUGAACCGCACGGUGGGCGAGAUCCUGUGGGGUUACGAGGACCCCCUGGUGCACCUGGUCAACAAGUACUUCCCGGACAUGCUGCCCUUCAAGGGCAAGUUCGGGCUCUUUGCGGAGCUGAACAACUCCGAUUCCGGGCUCUUCACCGUGUUCACGGGGGUCAAAGACUUCAACAGGAUCCACCUCGUGGACAAGUGGAACGGGCUUAGCAAGGUCACGUACUGGCAUUCUGAUCAGUGCAACAUGAUCAACGGGACCUCUGGACAGAUGUGGGCGCCGUUCAUGACUCCGGAGACCUCGCUGGAAUUCUACAGCCCCGAGGCCUGCCGGUCCAUGAACCUCAUCUACAAGGAGGCAGGGACGUUCGAAGGCAUCCCCACCUACCGCUUCGUGGCCCCCAGCACCUUAUUUGCCAACGGCUCCGUCUACCCACCCAAUGAGGGCUUCUGCCCCUGCCGGGAGUCUGGGAUUCAGAACAUAAGCACCUGCAGAUUCAACGCACCCUUGUUUCUCUCCCACCCUCACUUCUACAACGCCGACCCGACGCUGGCAGAAGCGGUGCUUGGCCUCCACCCCAACCCAGAGGAACAUUCCUUAUUCCUGGACAUCCACCCGGUCACCGGGAUUCCCAUGAACUGCUCCGUGAAGCUGCAGCUGAGCCUCUACAUCAAGGCCGUCAAAGGCAUCGGGCAAACAGGGAAGAUCGAGCCGGUGGUCCUGCCGUUGAUGUGGUUCGAGGAGAGCGGGGCGAUGGAGGGUCAGCCCCUGCAGACCUUCUACACGCAGCUGGUGUUGGUGCCCAACGUGCUGCACUACGCCCAGUACGUCCUCCUCGGGCUGGGCUGCUUCCUGCUGCUCAUCCCCAUCCUCCACCAGAUCCGGAGCCAGGGUCCCAGAGACGUCAGGAGCCAGCCCAGCGUGGCCGCUGAGCCCAGCCGGCUCCCCAGCCCCUACACCCCACUUCUUCAGGACUCACUCGGCGGACAGCCCACCGGUCCUAAAGCCCGAGUGCCCCCCCGGUUGCCACAUGCGUGUCCACACACAGCACACCCCCGGCACGCAUCCACACGCCAGUGCACAGGUGUGUGCGGACACACUCAGGGAUGGAGCCAAGGCUGAGGAGACUCGGAGCGUCAUCAACAAGGACUGUCUGGAACCUUCUGGAACCUUCUGUCCGAGAGGCCCACAGCGCGCGGGCACUGGGUCCCUUCCCCGAGUGGGCCCGGGCUCCUGACAACUCCUGCCACCUGUCUCUGGUGCCUCCUCCGCCAGCUGCGGGACACCGAGGUCCCUGCUCGGUGAUGCGACCACGCAGGACACAAUUUCACUACUGUCCCCAGACCCAGCCCAGGAACGCAGACUUCUGUGCCAAAGCCAGUGGGCACAGGGGCUGCCCGGCCAUGCCCGUCCCCCCGGGCUGGGCCCAGUCACUGUCACACAGGCCUGGUGGGUGAUGAGCGCCGGGUGCCUCCAGGGGCUGCUCCCACCAGCUCCUGCCUCCCCCAAGUCCAAGGCCGGGGCCCCUCCUCCAGCUAAACUGACGUCAUCCUGCAUCUGAGCCGGCUGCUCCUGUUGGGGGGGGAGGAGGCUCUGCCCCCAGAGGGCUGCCCCCCACCAGGGCCCUCCGCCCCAUCGGUCCCCAUCCGUCCGGGCGCCUGGCUGCUGGGGUGGGAGACGCCCACGUCCCGCUGGGGCGCCAGCCUCUGCCUCUUUUCUACUUCGAGAGAAAUGAGUUUUAUCAUCUUUUAAAAAUAACUCACUAUUGAAGUAAUAAACCUUUUUUAAAAGCUAAA